GACCCUGGACAAUUCAACACUAACAGCUGAAAACUGUUUACUACCUCCAUAUUAAGUAUACGCCAGACUGCACUUGCAAAAUCUCCGCGCAUGCAGAACCGAAAACGUGCAUUCCUUUAAAUCAAUAUGCUUUUCAUAAAACCAGAAUUUUACUGCUUGUUACUUUCGUUUUGGUUUUGGAUUGUAAAAGGUGGAAGUUUACCAUGGCCAGAUUUCGAAAGUGGAUGGUUGCCCAUUAAAAACGGCCUCGAACAUGUUGCUAGACUUAACAUCGACCAUGGUUUAGGGGAAAUUCCGGUUCUUGUUGAUGUGUCGGUAAAAAUCAAGGACCAUAUAUUCCCGGCCUCAGGGUUUCGACCUGAUCACCCGAAAGAAAGGUCUGGACCAGUUGUUUAUAUAUAUGAUGACAUGUAUGUCAAUGUAUCAACGUCUCCGAUAGAAGAUCCACUUUACAGAAUAUUUCCUACAGUACUGCGGCAAUAUGAAGGGAAAAAUUUAGUAAUCAUGGGCGAGGCGAAUGUGCGGAUCCGAGCUUGGAGGUACUCUUCAUUUCCUGCAGAAGACUUUAAGAAGUCAGGAAUAAUGUUGAAAGCGAAUACUUCGAAAGUUUCCGAUUCUUAUGCUGAAGUGAAUCAUAACCUGGAUGAAAUGCCGUGUCUUGUGAUUGUUCGUAUGAAAAUGUACCAUGGUGAUAGUACGAUUAUGGCUGAUGGCGUUGGCUCCAGUAUGCAGGUAUUUGCCGAUGUACCGGACAGAACGAAUGCCUAUCUUGUGUAUGGUUAUAGCAAUACCACAUUCAGACUGUGGGUGGACUCCUCAAUUUAUGGAGCAAUUUUUGACGGCAGAAAACAUACAUGGUUUGAUAUGGUUAUAUCCGAGGGCGAGGCCGAGAUCUACGCAUGGAAAUGUUCAACUGUAACACCCCAAUACAAUAAGCGUGUUGUAACAAAAUAUACUAUGGACGAAAUCCCGUCAUGGUUGAACGUUGUCGUUGAAUAUGAUCUCGAACCAUCAUUUAUUCGUGUUUCGGUUCUAGCGGAAGAGCCAGGUGGCGCCAAUGAGGGUUUUCGGUUUCCUGGAGCAUUUCAUCUCGGGUAUCCUGCACCAUUGGAAGUAGGGAACUCCUUAAAACAUACGACCGUCGGUGGCCUUUCAUAUACCUAUGAAACAAAGUCCAAGUUUAAUUUUUUCCGAUCGAAAUAUUUCGGCAAUAAAUCAAUAAUAUUUAUCGCCACAUCAUUUGGAGAUGGAACAAAUUCUGAAAUGUCUAACAGCGAAUCAGUGUACAUACAAAGCUUUAUAUACCAAGAAAAUGGUGGUUGUCCGACACCAGUCAUUCCCAACGGGUUUGCCAACAUGUCAAUCAAAGAAACGGCAACCGUUGCGAAGGCAAGAGUACAUUGCAAUGAGGGAUUUGUUAUGCAAUCAAAAGAAGAUUCUUACAUUCAUGACCAUGAACGUUUUACAAUAACAUGUCAUACAUUUGGAUACUGGGAAAAUAUUCCCAAAUGUAUACCAAAAGAGAAGGAAGUUGGGAAUGAGUGUAAUCCGGCUGUUGAUAAAUGCCGGGAUAUUCACGCUUCUUGUACUCUUAUUCCGGAGGGUAACGUAUACAAAUGCGCUUGCAAUGAUGGAUACAGGCAUAGGGAUAGAUUUUGUAAAGCUCAAGGAAAAUAUUUGCAAAAAGCAGAUUAUGACAGUGAUUGGAUAUCACUGUUUAGGAAUGGACAUGAGUGGUACCUCGAACUGGAACAUGGUCUAGACAAAGCACCAGUAUUAGUUGAUGUCCAGGUGGAUGUUGAUGGCUAUGUAUUCCAUGCAAUAGGUUUCCCACCGAACCAAGAUGAAAGAAGCUGGGGCAGUAGCGCAGUAGUGUAUAUCUAUGAUGAAAGAUAUAUUAACGUAUCUACAUUUCUACCUAGGGAUAACUUGGACGAUAAUAAUCUCAUUUCAAGAAGUACGAACAGAUGGUAUGGUUACCAAUAUUACUGGAGUAGUUACGGCAGAGCUAGAGCACGUGCUUGGAAAUCCGAAUCACUUCCUACUCCAGAUUUAACAGACGACUCCAAAGUGCUUCGUGCGAAUAGUUCCACAGGUGAUAAAUCAUCUAAAUCCAGCGACUCCUUUUAUGAACUAGAACACAAUCUAGGAGAAUAUCCCGGUCUUGUUGUAGUACGAGCUAAAAUGAUGAACAAUGGAAGCAGCUUCUACGCAGAUGGUGUGGGAUCAGCUCUAAAUGUGUUUUACAAUCAGCCUGGCUUUGGAAACGCAUUUCUUGUCUACGGCUUUAAUGACAGGAGCGUGCGCACGUGGGUAGACUCGUCUGUAAACGGAGCAAUAUUUGACGGAAAGGAGACGAAAUUAAACAUUGUUGUCUCAGUAGCGACAGUUGAAAUUUAUGCGUGGAAAAUAUCAACAUUAACUCCAUUUUUCACGUACAUGUUCUCCUUAGAGGACGACAGAUUUCCGUAUUCUGUCGAAUUUCCGAUGAACUAUCCCCUGAGUGAUGCUCUCAACGUAGCUGUGGCACACAUAAGUGAUUCUUCUAGUCCAAAUCAAGGUUUCCGGUUUCCAAGUUCGGCGUAUCUUGCCGACAGAAAUGGGUACCACAAAGAAGAUAGCGCCAGUAAAUGUAUAUUUGGAGGUUUUAUGUACGGUUAUGAAACAGGGCUGGAAUUUAGAUUUUCCCGUGAAAGGGACAUUAAGAUAUUGCUGUAUAAACCCAGCUCUGACACAGGAGCUUUAGUAUGCAUACCAGAAUCAUUUGGAGAUGGAAAAUAUUCGGAUGCAGCUUUCAAUGGAAUUGGAAUUAUGUACAGUUGGAUAAAUGGAGAUUGUGGUCCUCCACCAGAAACAAACAAUGGUUUUAUAAAUACGACAAUAAACGGGACUGAAAUUGGUGCUGUAGCUGUCCUGGAGUGCAAUGAAGGUUACCGGCUGUCGUAUAAUAGUGUACCAGUCUGUGGAGGAGAUAUGCAGUGGGAACUCUAUACAAGCUGCGAUCCAGUCGUAUGCGACACAGUGGAAGCUCCUGCAAACGGAACAAUGGAUGUAAACGGACAGACUGUGACAUUCCAAUGCGACACUGGAUAUAGAUUAAAUGGUGCUGAAGUGAUCGAGUGUUUGUCUACGGGCAAUUGGUCUGCAAAUACACCGUCUUGCAGUUUACAUACAGAAGACGACAACAAAACUUCGAGAAGUAUGAGAGAACAAGUGAAUGUCAUGCACAUCCUGCUUGCAGUUUCCAUGUACAUCAUUGUUUUCAUUGAAAACUCGUAACACUAUACACAAGGCUUGACCAUAGUAAAUAGACUGGAACGGAAAACCUUUAGCGUCGCCGCUUUCUGUCACCUCGAUUGCGAUAUCUAUUAUGAUAUUGCGUUUAGAAACAAUAUGGCAGAAAAGCACAUCUAUAACAACUUGGUACUUUCCGUAAAUAUUGCUUGUGAUGAUAACAACGCAAGUGUCAAAGAUUUAUUUCUUUUCCUAAUGUUUCUAAAUCUGUUAUUCAAAAUAUAAAUGAUUACGAAGCAGUGAAGUAACAAAACAUACGAUAAGAAAUUUAUUUAUAUUAAAAGACAGGCUCUCGAAUUAAACUGCGACGAGUAUUUUAGCUCAGUCAUCUGUUUGGAAUCUGGAUGUAUUGGAGAAGUAUAUGCUAUUCUGUAAUCAUGACACUUUUUAUCGUACUUUUGGUAAUUUGUACGUCGUUUCGGACGGUGUAUUUAUGUUUUCUGUUUGUUUUUUAAUUAAAUGAUAUUGCCUUACAACACUUCAAGAAGUAGGUGCCACGAUAAAUAUAGGCUAAAUAUAGCCUAGUUUUACUUAGAUAUCUGGAGACAUAUUAGGGUAGCGACCCUGUAAAGAAUGUACAAAGUACGUGCCAGGAACGGAAAUGCUCUACACUUAAAACAGAAAUUUCCAUUUUAUACGGAGAUAUUUUUGAAAAUAACGAGCCUAUUGAUCUCUUAUUGACAGAAAAGUUAAAAGGUUUUUUUUUUAUAAAAUUAUAACUUAAAUGCAUUAUGAGCUUUGCUUUGAACAUUAUACAUGCCAUGGUACUCUUUAUAUUUAUGUUUCGAGUUUUGAUGAUGUGCGUAAAUACGUGUUUAAUAAUUUGUUUUUAUCACUGUUAAGAUCUGAAGUAGAUCAUUUGUAAGGAAUCGUAGAAUGCAAAACAAAACUAGAUAAUAGCA
Messenger RNA from Mercenaria mercenaria, 4196 nucleotides. RefSeq lists its product as uncharacterized. Bases 127 to 3279 code for a protein of 1050 amino acids. The record is from RefSeq and is a predicted model, not a curated record. The transcript is spliced from 22 exons. Lineage: Eukaryota; Metazoa; Mollusca; Bivalvia; Venerida; Veneridae.